Molecule: messenger RNA, 3812 nt
Organism: Manduca sexta (tobacco hornworm)
Lineage: Eukaryota; Metazoa; Arthropoda; Insecta; Lepidoptera; Sphingidae
Exons: 12
Coding region: 155-2500 (781 amino acids)
Cellular component (GO): nucleus
Source: RefSeq, a predicted model, not a curated record
UUUUGCAUAUCGCCAUUGUGAUUUUUGUGUUGAUGUUGAAGUUUUGUUGAUUACAAUUUCUGAUAAAAAUACGUAUGUUUUAUCAUGUUGAUUGGAUAUCAUCGAAGACGAUUGUGAAGCAGUAUUUAAAUUGUGUAGUUUGUGGAUAUGCAAAAUGGCGCUAAGAAGGAAUGCAAAACGAAAUUUCUUUUCUGCCAAACUAGUCACUGAAAAUAGAGUGCCUUGCGCAUUUUGCCAACGUGAUGUAGACGAUGAGUUGAUUUACGGCAAAUUAUACGCCAUUGGAGAUAUACAAUGUCACUAUUUCUGUGUGUUACUCUCCUCAUGUCUUAUACAAAAGGGAAGAGAUGAUGCUGGCCUCUUUGGUUUCAUGUAUAAUGAUAUCCUUGCAGAAAUUGAAAGGAGUAAAAAACAUAAAUGUUCGUACUGUGGCCGUGAUGGUGCCACGCUCGGCUGUGCAGUGUCUCAGUGCCGCAAACAGUUCCAUUUACCAUGCGGCAGGGAGAGGAAUGCAGUGUCAUUGUUCUACGGAAAUUAUAAAUCAUUUUGCCAAAACCACGCUCGCAAACAGAAAAUACCUGACAACAUUAUGGAGAAAGUGAAGAUUCGAAAAAGAGAGGCUAACAAGAAAAAAUGUGAGGGAGGAUUAGAAGUCUGCACAAGUCCACAGGAGCCGCACAAACUGGAACCCGAAUGUGUAUGUGUGAUUUGCUACGAGGAGGUGGAUGCGUUUCCAACAUUACAAACCUUCUGGCCACCGUGCUGUGCGCGAGAUGCCUGGUUCCACAGGACUUGUCUACAGCGUAUGGCGUUAAGUGCGGGAAUGCAUUAUCUAAAAUGUCCUCUUUGUAACGACAAGGAGAAUUUCUAUGAUGCUGUCAUCAACCAAGGAUAUUAUGUACCAGACAGAGACGCUGCAUGGGAGUUGGAACAGAACGCAUUCUCGGAGAUAUACGAGAGAGUGUUACGAUGUACAGCGGAAGCUUGCCUGUGUCCAGGAGGACGCACACACGACACUGAAGGUAUGUGGGACAUCGUAUCCUGCCUGUUGUGCGGUGGCGCGGGCUGGCACCGAGCCUGCGCAGGGGAACAUGCAGUGGAACUGUCCACGGAGGCCAGUGACAGCACCACCGUCGCGAUAUGCACUGCGUGUCGACCCGCCGCCCCAGCUGAUCUCAAAACUCUCACCACCGCUAUACAAGCUGUGAUCCAAACGGAGCAGAGGCAGAGCGUGCGGCCCGUCAUGCCGAGCCGCAUGUCGCUGCGCAGGACCAAGCGCCCCGCCGGCGGCGCCUCCACUAGCCGCCACAACGACGCAGCUCAAAACAUGCCCAUAACUCAAGAGGCGAAUCUCAAGUCGCCGAUAAAAAACCAGUCGAUGCUACUUAAGUUUGCCUCUCCGACCAAGUUGAUAGAACAAGGAUUCAGAGAGAGGAUAGACAAUCUAGGAGUGGAAGUGAAGUUGGAAAACGUACUGGAUGAAGUCAAACAGCGGUUGAGGAGGCCAAAGCCGCUCAGCGAGAAACUGAAGGCUAUUAAUAACAUAUUAGAUAGCAUGAUGGAUAGUGCUUUGAAGGAGCCAAAGCAGAAAGAAGAGCCUAAAUUAUGGUGUUCACCAAAGAAAUGUGCAGACAUUAUUGAACAUGAUGAGCAUCAAGAAAUCAAGCAGGAAACGGAAGCUCCCCAGCCAGCGGAAAGCGACGACUCGUCCAGCACCUUCCAACUACCCUCAGAGUUCAUCGCUGAUAUCCACAGCGAUGACAGUCUACCGAUCUUCAACACGCCAACAAAACUAAAAACUGUAGACAUACAGAAGGAUUCAAGCUUGGAGAUAUCUGCAAAUGACAAAUCUGUUGACAUUAAUGUCGUCAAAAUGGAAGAUAGUGAUAAUGUAGACUUUUUGCAUAGUUUGAGCAUAAAAAGUCCAGUGAAAAGUAAGAAGUGUGCGUUAAAAUUUAGUCCAACUGAUAAAGAAAUGCUGCAAGAGAGCAACAUUGGUAUUGAUUUGGAGAGCUUUAAGAAUCAUUAUUUGAACGAAGUUGUGAGAGAGUGCAACACCGAAAUACCCCACGUUACUAAAGUUAGGAAACGGAAACAUCCGAAAGAUAAAAGGAGAAGUAAAAAGAGAAAAUUGGAUGACAUUAAAAUAAACCAUGAUGAGAGGAAACGAGAAAGGCGUAUCAAAAAGAAGAAGUUAAAAACCAAAGUGUCGAUCACAAACGAUAAUAUACAAGUGAAAAUAAAAUGGCGUACGGAGCGAUUAAAUCUCGAAAUAAGAGAUAAAAAGAAGGUUAGAAAUAAACAGAAGAAAGAAUCGAAAAAGAUGAAGAAGUUGAAGCAGUACGUAUUACAGUAUACACAGGAUAGCGUCAAAGAUGUACUUGUGAAACCGGAGAAAGAAGUUUCUCCGUUGAAAAGGAAGUAUGUGAAGCAAGAGAAGUCGCCGGAUAAAUUAGUGCAGACGUCAAUUCAAAGAUUUUUCACCGUCAAGAGCCCUUAAGACUGAGUAUCAUUAUUUCUAACUACCACCACUGGCGAUAACUUAAUGAGAAGUACGAAGGACAGCCGAGAUGAUAUCCGUAGGUUCAAAAUCCAAACACACCUCCAAUUGUAAAGUUGUGUCUAUUCUUUGUGAAUUAUCGCUUGCUUUAACAGUCAAGGUAAACAUUGUGAGGAAACAUGCAUACCUGAGAAGUUGUCUAUAGGAAUUUUGAGGGUGUGUGAAGUCUGUCCGCACUACAGCGUGGUGGACUAAGACCUAAUCCCUCUCAGUAAUAGAAGAGGCCAGUGCAGCAAUGAGAUAGUAUAGAAUAUGUAGCUGAUAUUAUAUAAUCACUGCAUCAGUGAUAUAAUUGUAUUAUGGUACAAUUGCUGUGAGGACUUAUGUAUAUACACGUCUUAUAUCAAAGGCAGUAACGCAACCAGUGCACCCAUAUUUCACAGUGUGUUUUCCUUCCCAUUACGUGAUAGAGGCGAGCCUAUCACCAUAUUGGCCACUAAUAUCAGACCCUGGCUGAUAAAAAAACUUAAUAUGCUCUGAGGGUUUACUUCGAAAAACGAAAUCCGUAGUUUCGGAUGACGGAUCGCACGUUUUGUUACGACGAAGUGUUACGGAUCCGAUGACGGGUUCAACGACGGAUCCGAUCCGUUCAUCGCAAUAUUUCAUGGAAUUUGUAAGAACUUGUAGGGUUUUGCCAUCACUUUUUAAAACCAUCUGCGAGGAUAAAGUUCCAUUGCUUUUCCCCAAAAAAAAAAUACGGUAAAUUAAUCCUACCACUAAGGUAAGCUAGAGAACGGUGACGGAUCCGAAGUAAUUUAAUAGUAGUGUUAAAUCCGAAAUUCGACGUUUCUUCAUUUCGGACCGAGGUUUCGACGUUCGUUUUUCGAAGUAGACCCUCUGGUUCGAACCCGAAACCUCAACACUAGUAACUACACAACUGCGCCACUGAGACAAUAAUUAUCGCGUUUAUAAGUAUGGAUAAUAAUGCACAUCAUUUUAUUACAUAAAAAGGAAGGAAAUAUGUGAAGUGUACUUGUGUCAACUCGUGCGCAUUCUAGCACUUGUUAUAUCAAAGCCCCACCGCGUCUGAACGGGACGAACUAGUGUUCCUUGUAAGGUAUGUAACCUUGAGAAUAUCUUUUGAUAUGAAAUGAGUAUUUCUUGUAUUCUUGAAAUAGUGCCUUAUAAGCCGAAAGGCAUAUCUUCGUGCAAUUGUAGUAUUCACAAAUAUAAUGCAUUCGUCAAAAUGUAUGUACAUUGUAGCUAUUUUUAUAGUUAAUUUUAUCGUGAACUUCUCAAAAUUUGUGGAAAA